AUGUCGCUAUUCCUUUCACCACCUACAGACCCUAAGAUACAGAUUGAGAACCGUGCCUCUUAUUUCUCUUCUUCUUCAGAGCAAGUAACUUGGAGCAGCUUUGCUGACAACCCAUCCAUCGGCACAAACAACCAGUUGGGGAUAGUGGACUUGAAUCACCUGGAGACCAUCAGCAUGGAUGCGUCCCUGGACCUGCCACGGAUUCUUUGUCUCCACGGCGGGGGAAUCAAUGCUCUUAUCUUUCGCAUGCAAUGCCGCGUCCUAGAGCGAAGGCUUCGUUCUCAUUUCCGGCUAGUCUACGCUGAGGCACCGCUCCCAGCACGACCAGGCCCGGACGUGACAGCCGCCUACAAAGAUCAUGGGCCCUUCAAAGCAUGGCUGCGUGUGCAGCCCACAGAUCCCGUUUUGAAUGAAUACCAGAUCGUGGACGGUAUAAAAGAUUCCAUAUCCGCCGCUCAACAAGCAGACGAUAAGCGUGGAGCGAGUGGCGAAUGGGUUGGGUUACUGGGGUUCAGCCAGGGUGCGCAUCUGGCAGCCAGCAUUCUAGCAAACCAGCAAAUACUUCAUAAUGCGGCGGACCCUGUCUACAGGUUUGCGAUUCUGCUAGCGGGACGAGGUCCACUGCGCUGGCUGAACCCGGACCUGCCCAUGCCACCGGGAUUCAUUGACGCGGCGCAGUGUACAACAGGCCAGGAACUCGUGGACAAUAUGGAAUAUAAAGACUGUAGGGUUCGAAUUCCGACGGUACAUGUCCAUGGUAUGGCCGACCCGAACCUGGGGUUGCACCGCAGGUUGCUCUAUGAGUAUUGUGAUUGGAGAUGUGCGACGCUGGUGGAAUGGGAUGGUGAUCAUCGAGUGCCGUUUAAGGCCAAGGAUGUCAUGUCAGUGGUACAAGAGAUUAUCAAUGUGGCACAACGAACGGGCGUGAUGACAGCAUCAUAG
This is a messenger RNA of Aspergillus viridinutans, 942 nucleotides long. RefSeq lists its product as uncharacterized. NCBI's taxonomy places the organism in Eukaryota, Fungi, Ascomycota, Eurotiomycetes, Eurotiales, Aspergillaceae. Gene Ontology annotation, cellular component: nucleus; cytoplasm. The record is from RefSeq and is a predicted model, not a curated record. The transcript has a single exon. Bases 1 to 942 code for a protein of 313 amino acids. Gene Ontology annotation, biological process: secondary metabolite biosynthetic process.